Molecule: messenger RNA, 2029 nt
Organism: Erythranthe guttata (spotted monkey flower)
Lineage: Eukaryota; Viridiplantae; Streptophyta; Magnoliopsida; Lamiales; Phrymaceae
Gene: CPSRP54
Product: chloroplast signal recognition particle 54 kDa subunit
Biological process (GO): SRP-dependent cotranslational protein targeting to membrane
Cellular component (GO): signal recognition particle
Molecular function (GO): ATP hydrolysis activity; 7S RNA binding; GTPase activity
Source: RefSeq, a predicted model, not a curated record
AUCAACAGAUAAUAAAGCGGAUAAAAGAAUCCGGGCGAAAAUACAAUUGCACCAUCUCCAGCUGAGCUCUCAUGGAGGCCUCUGCACAAUUUUCGACAGUUGUCUCCCGCCAUUUCUCACCUUCUUCAACACUCCAAAUUCCCAAACUGCCCCUCCCCAGCCCCAGAGUCCCCAAGAGCUCCUCUUCCCGGACCUGCUCCGCUCAAUCGCUCUCCUUCUCCGCCGGAAACUCGUUCACCAGAGAGGUAUGGGGAGUGGUAAAUUCAAAGACUAGCGUUGUUCACAUAAGGGAAAUGCGAGGCGUUGUGAGAGCGGAGAUGUUUGGGCAGCUGACCAGCGGUCUCGAAACCGCUUGGAACAAGCUCAAGGGAGAAGAGGUUUUGACCAAGGAAAACAUUCUGGAACCUAUGAAGGAUAUCAGGAGAGCUCUUUUAGAAGCAGAUGUUAGCCUUCCCGUAGUUAGAAGAUUUGUUCAGUCUGUAAGUGAUCAAGCAGUUGGCACUGGAUUGAUCCGAGGAGUGAAACCUGAUCAGCAAUUAGUUAAGAUCGUGCGUGAUGAGCUAGUACAACUAAUGGGGGGAGAAGUAUCUGAGCUGGUUUUUGCAAAAUCUAAACCAACUGUCAUUUUGUUGGCCGGGUUGCAAGGUGUUGGAAAGACAACUGUCAGCGCGAAGCUAGCUUUAUAUCUUAAAAAGCAGGGGAAGAGUUGCAUGCUAAUUGCUGGGGAUGUUUACAGACCUGCUGCGAUAGACCAGUUGGUCAUUUUAGGUGAACAGGUUGGGGUGCCAGUGUAUGCAGCUGGAAAUGCAAUUAAACCUGCAGAAAUAGCAAAGCAAGGUUUGCAAGAGGCCAAGAAAAAGAACGUAGAUGUGGUCAUAAUGGAUACUGCUGGAAGACUUCAGAUAGAUAAAACCUUGAUGGAUGAACUGAAAGACGUCAAAAGAGUAUUAAAUCCCACAGAGGUUUUGCUUGUUGUAGAUGCAAUGACUGGCCAAGAAGCUGCUGCAUUGGUAACAACAUUCAAUGUUGAAAUUGGAAUCACUGGUGCCAUCUUAACCAAGCUAGACGGGGAUUCUAGAGGUGGUGCAGCCUUGAGUGUAAAAGAGGUGUCAGGGAAGCCAAUUAAGCUUGUAGGAAGAGGAGAGCGUAUGGAAGACCUUGAACCUUUCUAUCCAGAUCGUAUGGCUGGACGCGUCCUUGGAAUGGGUGAUGUUUUAUCAUUUGUGGAGAAAGCCCAAGAAGUUAUGCAACAAGAAGAUGCUGAAGAUUUGCAGAAGAAGAUCAUGAGUGCAAAAUUCGAUUUCAAUGACUUCUUGAAGCAAACUCGAGCAGUUUCACGGAUGGGCUCAAUGUCUCGUGUUAUUGGAAUGAUUCCAGGCAUGGGGAAGGUUACUCCUGCACAAAUUCGAGAGGCAGAAAAGAACACAAAACUAAUGGAAUCUAUGAUCGAAGUAAUGACCCCAGAGGAAAGGGAAAAACCAGAACUGUUGGCGGAAUCACAAGUCAGAAGGAAAAGAGUUGCUCAAGAUUCCGGAAAAACAGAGCAACAGGUGAGUCAACUCGUAGCUCAGCUUUUCCAAAUGCGCGUACGAAUGAAGAACUUGAUGGGAGUAAUGGAAGGUGGAUCACUACCUUCAUUGAGCAAUCUGGAGGAUGCCUUAAAGGAAGAACAAAAGGCUCCCCCUGGUACAGCCAGGAGAAAGAAAAAAUCGGACUCGAGGAGGCAAUUCGCAGGCUCGUCGGCAAAGCCUGGUCCUCGAGGUUUUGGGGGCAAGAAUUAAGCAACUUUGAGUUUUGAAUAUCUAAAUAUUCAUCCACACAGUUCGAUACCACUCGGAGAGAUGCACUCCUCAGUAGCUUCAGCAAUUUUAUAUCAGGGUUUUCCGCAUAUUUUUCGUUCAUUCCUUUCGAUUAAAGAAAAUGCUGUGUGUAGCUAUUGCUGGAGAUAAUUGGGUUUGACAAUAUAUGUAGUAAAUUAUAUGUAUCUUGAUUUCUUAUAAUUCAUAAUCAAUCUAUAAUUCAUAAUCAA